Molecule: messenger RNA, 1417 nt
Organism: Galendromus occidentalis (western predatory mite)
Lineage: Eukaryota; Metazoa; Arthropoda; Arachnida; Mesostigmata; Phytoseiidae
Gene: PheRS-m
Product: Phenylalanyl-tRNA synthetase, mitochondrial
Exons: 7
Coding region: 424-1353 (309 amino acids)
Biological process (GO): phenylalanyl-tRNA aminoacylation
Cellular component (GO): cytoplasm; mitochondrion
Molecular function (GO): phenylalanine-tRNA ligase activity; tRNA binding; ATP binding
Source: RefSeq, a predicted model, not a curated record
GAUGUUGUGCAGUGCGCGGAUGGGGUCGAUUCGCGAUCCUCGAUUCCUCAUCCGGUCCUUCUGUUCGAAGAAAAGUGCUCGACCCUCAUCGUUCCAGGUCGACGGCGAGAUAUAUCCGACGGACGACUUCACGAACGUUACGCCGACGAUUCUCCGGCACGUCGAGAAUCGGUGUCGACCGCUGAAAACUUUUCUUCAUGGAAACUCCACCUCCAGCCGAAGCACCCGAUAAAUUUGUUCAAACAGCGGAUCGUUGCUCAUUUCAACAAAAAAUUCUGCAACCGUCGAGGCACCCCAAUAUUCUCCGUGUUCGAUAGACUCUCGCCCGUCGUCAGCCUUGAGCAGAACUUCGACUCCCUUCUGGUGCCCGCAAAUCACCCUUCUCGCGCGAAGAGCGAUUCAUAUUACAUCAAUGAGAAUCUUAUGCUGCGAGCGCACACUUCGGCUCACCAGAGAGAUUUGAUAGCGUCCGGCCUCGACGCUUUCCUUGCCAUAGGCGAUGUCUAUCGCCGCGACGAGAUUGACCGAACGCAUUAUCCAGUGUUCCAUCAGGUCGAAGGAGUUCGACUCCUCACCAAGGAGCAGCUCUUCAAGAAACAAGCUGACAGUCUCAACCUUUUCGAGACCUCAUCCACCGCAUCGAAAGUCGACAUCGAUAACAAGCAAUCAUGCCAUUCAAUGGAAACCGCAAAGCUGUUAGAACAUGAGUUGAAGAGCGCUCUUGAAGGCAUGGUUUCCGAUAUUUUCCAAGAGAAAUUGGAAUUCAGAUGGGUCGACACAUAUUUCCCGUUCACGCAUCCUUCCUUCGAGCUCGAAAUCAAGCUCAACGAUGUAUGGAUUGAGUGUCUUGGCUGCGGUAUCGUUCGACAAGAAAUUCUUCGGAAGGCUGGAGUUCAAGAGAAGGUCGCUUGGGCAUUCGGAAUAGGUUUGGAGCGGAUCGCUAUGCUGUAUUACGGGAUUGAAGAUAUUCGGUCAUUCUGGAGCGAAGACCCGGGCUUCAACGCACAGUUCAACUUCUCCGACCCUUUCAAGAGGAUACAAUUCAAAGCAAUCUCAACGCACCCCGCUUGUAUCGCAGAUAUGUCCUUCUGGGUACCGGACCAGUUUGAGCCCAAUGACUUCUACGACAUUGUGCGAUCGAUCGGAACCGAUCUCGUUCAGGAGGUCGCUCAGAUUGACGUUUUCAAGCAUCCGAAAACGUCGCGUACUUCGCAUUGCUACCGGAUCACGUAUCGACACAUGGACAGAGCACUGACACAAAGUGAAGUCAACGUCAUCCAUAAUUCGAUCGCCCAAGCCGCGAAAGGUGCUCUCGACGUAGAACUGAGAACGAUCGCAAAUGUGAAGUCUUAGAUUGCUCCGGUGGAUCUGGAGCCUCCAUAUCCACCGUGGAUGUAAAUAAAUUGAUUGAAAAAGG